Messenger RNA from Debaryomyces tyrocola, 318 nucleotides. Lineage: Eukaryota; Fungi; Ascomycota; Pichiomycetes; Serinales; Debaryomycetaceae. The record is from the annotation of a GenBank genome assembly.
AUGUCUACUGAAGCUUCUGUCUCUUACGCUGCCUUAAUCUUGGCCGAUGCUGAAAUCGAAAUUACCUCUGACAAAUUAUUAGCUAUUACAAAGGCUGCCGGUGCUUCUGUUGAAGACGUCUGGGCCGAUGUUUACGCUAAGGCUUUAGAAGGUAAGGACUUAAAGGAAUUAUUAUUCUCCUUCGCUGCUGCUGCUCCUGCUGCUGCUCCUGCUGGCGGUGCCGCAGCUGCUGGCGGUGAUGCCCCAGCUGCUGUUGAAGAAGCUGAAGAAGAAGCUGAAGAAUCCGAUGGUGACAUGGGUAUGGGUUUAUUCGAUUAG